Molecule: messenger RNA, 1140 nt
Organism: Peronospora farinosa
Lineage: Eukaryota; Oomycota; Peronosporomycetes; Peronosporales; Peronosporaceae
Source: the annotation of a GenBank genome assembly
AUGAGCACCCAAACAAAAGACCAAAACGUGCCCCAAGUAGCACAAGACGCUGUAUUAGUGCGUUCCGAGGACUUGGAAGGAAAACAUCUUCAAGUUGGUGGCUAUGACUUUAACAAAGGUGUAAAUUAUGAGAAACUCAUGCAAUCGUACGUGACGAUGGGCUAUCAAGGCACGAAUUUGGGUAAAGCCAUUGAAGAGAUCAAACGUAUGCGGAAGUGGCGCUUAAGUGACGACCCUGUCUCAUUAGACGAACAUGACGAAGAGCGUAAAGACGUGACCUUCCGAUCGACGAUCAAGACUAAGAUUUUUCUGGGUUAUACGUCUAAUUUGAUCUCUAGCGGCUUGCGAGAGUCGUUACGUUUCCUGGUUCAGCACAAGAUGGUGAACGUUAUUGUAUCAUCUGCUGGUGGUAUUGAAGAGGAUUUUAUCAAGUGUUUAGCACCAACGUAUAUUGGAGACUUUUCGCUUCAAGGUGAAAACUUGCGUCGUCGUGGGAUCAAUCGGAUUGGUAAUUUACUUGUACCGAAUGACAAUUAUUGUAAGUUUGAAGACUGGAUGGACCCUAUUUUGGACAAGAUGCUAGAGGAACAGAAGACAGAGGGAACGGUCUGGUCACCUUCGACUAUGAUUCACCGUUUUGGUAAGGAGAUUAAUCAUGAGGACUCGGUCUAUUAUUGGGCAUACAAGAACAACAUUCCUGUCUUUUGUCCAUCGCUCACGGAUGGAUCUAUUGGUGACAUGAUUUACUUUCAUUCAUAUCGAAAUGAAGGACUUGUGGUAGACAUUGCUAGUGACAUUCGUCGUAUAAACGACCACGCUAUUCGUGCACCUGGUAAGACUGGAGUUAUCAUUUUGGGUGGAGGUAUGGUCAAGCAUCACAUCUUGAACGCCAACCUCAUGCGCAAUGGCGCUGAUUAUGGCGUGUUUGUAAACACGGGACAAGAGUUUGAUGGUAGCGAUGCUGGUGCCCGCCCUGAUGAGGCAAUUUCGUGGGGCAAGCUGCGACUUGAAUCGAAGCCGGUGAAGCUUUACGCGGACGCGACCCUUGUAUUCCCGCUUAUUGUGGCCGAGACUUUUGCAAAGGACUUUCACGCUCAACAGAAGCAAGUGGAAACAGGCGCUGCUGACAAGAGCUCGUAA